This is a messenger RNA of Acanthaster planci (crown-of-thorns starfish), 12576 nucleotides long. RefSeq names its product forkhead box protein O3-like. The record is from RefSeq and is a predicted model, not a curated record. Gene Ontology annotation, molecular function: DNA-binding transcription factor activity, RNA polymerase II-specific; RNA polymerase II cis-regulatory region sequence-specific DNA binding. Gene Ontology annotation, cellular component: nucleus. Gene Ontology annotation, biological process: regulation of transcription by RNA polymerase II. Lineage: Eukaryota; Metazoa; Echinodermata; Asteroidea; Valvatida; Acanthasteridae.
GCAUGGCAGUAUACGUACCGUGUGGCGCUAGCGCUAUGCCAUUAAGUGAUAUAUCGUGCAUAAAAAUGGUGGCCAGCUGAAACUGAACACGGUACCGCAAAGUUGUCCGACCCCCUUCCGCUAGUUCUGCUUUCUGUCAUUUGAUGAUCCACUCUCCACACCAUUGGCAGACCUCCACUGAAUGCUGUAAAGCCUGGAAAUUAUAAUCAUGGCUGAGAUUGAUCCCGAUUUCGACGAGCCACAAUCCCGUCCACGUUCCUGUACUUGGCCGCUCCGGAGACCGGACUUUCUGAAGAAGCCGUCCCAGCAACAGCAGCCGUCGUCCGGGGAAGGCACGCCCGCUGCUGUAGCCGAGGAGAUCCAGGACACGGCGCUGCCCGUGCAACAGGUCGAAAGCCCUGACAUCAAGCAGGAUUUGGCAGCCGUCGCUACCAACAGAAAGAACUGUUCGAGGAGAAAUGCAUGGGGAAACUUGUCUUACGCAGACUUGAUCACCAAAGCAAUCCAGAGUGCUCCAGAACAGAGGCUGACUCUAUCACAAAUUUAUGACUGGAUGGUGAAGAAUGUUCCCUUCUUCAAAGACAAGGGCGAUAGCAACAGUUCAGCAGGAUGGAAAAAUUCCAUCAGACAUAAUCUGUCGUUGCACAGUCGCUUUGUGCGAGUGCAGAAUGAAGGCACUGGUAAAAGCUCCUGGUGGAUGAUCAACCCUGAUGCCAAGCCUGGCAAGUCCUCCCGCCGACGAGCUUCAAGUAUGGACACCAACAACCCUAAGUGGGAAAAGAAGCGUGGCCGAGCUAAGAAGAAGGUCAUGGAUGAUGCCGGGAGGUCCAAGUGGAGUACCAGCCCUACUCCUAAGUUUGAAGGUGAGCCUGAGACGCUGGCACUUACCCUGAGCUCAGAGUUCCGCUCCAGGGCUAGCUCUAAUGCCAGCAGCUGUGGUCGUCUGUCUCCCAUCAAUCAGAUCAGCGACAUGCAUGAUAAUGAAGUCCCGCCAAUGUCACCAGGGCCAUACGAUCUGGGCCACCACCAGACACAACCCUACGAAAGCCCUGAUCACUUGCAUACUGACCAACUGGCAUCCCUCGCCAAAGCCAUGAGUCUGAAUACCUCCUUGAAUGGAUCAGUCAGCUCAGAUCUUAACAGUCCAGUAGAGCAGCUUCGAGUCCCAACUCCUAUGAGACCCUCCCCGAAGCACACAAGCCGUGGGAACCUUUUCCAGAACAGCAGUAUGUACUCACCAGCACCUAGCUACAGUGGAUCUGAUGUAUCCCCUGUCCACAGUAAUGUACAAAGCCCAGCCUACAGCCCAUAUGCCCAAAAUUCAAUGAGUCCAAUUCCACAGCAGCGUUGUUCUCCAUCGAUGAGUGUCACUGACAUGUCGCAGCCAUUCAGUAUCAAUGUACCUCAGCCACAGCAGUCAGCCUUCUCUGUGAUGUCCCAUCAAGAUGGUAGCAUGACCACAAACGGCGCCAUCCUCUCCAAGCGUGAUCCCAUGCUAUCCCAUUCCACUCUUCAGCCAGGUACCCCUGGCAGUAUGAUGCAUCAGCGUCCGACCAAUCUGCAGCCCACAUGUCGCGUCCAAACCAACAUGUCACAAGGCCGGGCCCUACAAGGCUUCAGUCCACAGACUAGCCCCAGCAAUCCUCUGUCCAUGCUACAACUGAAUCCCGCCAUCACGGCCUCCCAGAAUAACCAAAUGUCUAGUCCCACCCACAAUGCCAUGAAUGUCCAAUACAGCCAGUCAUCGAUGAACCAACCUGUUCAAACCAUUCCUUUGAGUACAUCUAGUGACAGGGUUCCCAGUGACCUCCAAAAUCUGAACGUUGAUAUGAUUCGUGAAAUGGACUGUGACAUUGAUUCCAUAAUUCAUAACGAGCUGAUGGAUGAUGGCAACCUAGAUUUUAACUUUGACGGACUCAUCAACCAGACUGUGACAUCAACACCAAGUUGGGUGCAUUAAUAGGAAGCAGGUGAACCUGUAUCGUAUCAUACGAGACUGUUGAGUGAAUUCAGCUUAACAAAGCUUCAGGGAGUUGGUUUUGUCAGGACGACUCUUGUCCAAGAAGGUGCAUGUUGGAUUGUCUCCUCAAAUCUCAGAAGCCCCUUAUGGAGACCGAUUUGGUAAUGCCUAAGAAAAGUUCCGUGUCCUCCCAAAAGACCCUGCCAGAAAUCGUAAGUUGGUUUGUAAUGGAGUGGUUUUGUUGCCAGUUGCAAUUGUUUAAUGGCUGUGUAAGGUGAGUAAGCAUAGGAAAAAUGAAAAUAGAAGUAAAAGUUAAACAACUGACGUUUGUUUAUCUUCCGUUUGUUUUCAAUUCACAAACAAAGCAUUUGGUAUAUAUACAUGUAUGUUGCUCAUUAAGUAAACAUAUCCGAUACUGGUGUUAAAAUGACAAAAACUCGUCCAGAAAUAGAAUUGGGUGGUACUCUUUGAUAAUGAACACCAACCGGUGAAUUGAAAAGAAAAAAAAAUACAUGUAACCAGCAGAGUUUAAACAGCAUCAGAAGAAUUGAGGAAGUGUGGAUCAAGAAAUUGCCGCCGACGUAAUCAGGAAGGAAACAGCUUCCGUGAUUGUGGCUUUGGACAAAUGCCAAAGACUGGAGGUCGCUCUGGCACAUGUAACCUCAACAAAUUUGGAGUGAUAUUCAUACAGAUGUGAGUAGGACUGUAGAACCUGGUGCCUAGCUUGUUAUGUUGCUGGAAUGCUAACUGUGGAAUAUGGGCUCCAUACUACUUACAUUGUGUGGUACAGUUGUUACUUUGCACUGUGCCAAGUUGGAGUUCCAAUGGAAGACAAGAUUGCUCACUUAACAGGUGUAAGUUGUUGGUUUACAGACAAGCUGCUUAGCAUGUUGGAAAGAAAUGCUACAUUGGCUUCUCACUUGAGAACUUUAUCAGUAAGCUGAGAAAGGAGACCAGGAACAGCUCUGGUUAAGAUGUUAGAGAUGUUUUUUAUUUUUCUCUGAAGGAAACACAACCCUGAAUUGUUGUCAGAUUAUACAAAAUAAGGUAAAUGAAAGGAGGUUUGUAGAUACUUUUACUUUUUGUAUUGUAACAUAAAGAAGUAGAUGGUGUCAAUCUUGUUCACAUGUAGAACAGUGUUGGCCACUGUGUCUGCAUUAGAAGGCCCAAAAUACCGCAUCAUUUUUUGUACAUACUGCCCUGCCUCACACUUUAGAUUUUUUGUGACGUAGUCAUUUUUGUAUGCUGUAGUCAUGCUGUUUUCUAAUGCUCGGUAUUAUCUACAUACUUGUAGCGCUUCAGUGUUCCAUGCCUGUGGGCUUUUUAACCAAUCAACAGAGGGCGCCCUACCUUAGAUCACACAGUGACAUCAUCUACCAGUACAUUUAUCCAGAGUUUGACUGAUACACAUUGUUAAGAUGUUGAAUGUAAAUAAGGUUUUUUUUGGAUAGUCUGUAUAUGAUGAAAUGAUGGCUGGACCACAUACUAGUACAUGUACAUUCAGCUUAUGGCAGUCUCUUACUUUUUGGUGAAGCUGUUGGAUUUCAACAUAAAGCAUGAACGUUUUAGUUUAUUUUUUCAUUCAUGUAGAAGCGAAAGAUGACGCUGUACAAAUGCAAAUGCCCACUGUAUACCUAAGUGUACCCUGUAAUUUUCAAUUAAAGAUGAUAAUAUUUGUGUUCGAUGUGAAGGAUUUCAUGAGUAUUUUAAAACCGCUAUUGUGUGAGCCGUUGUCAGGUUGAUUUUUUUUAAAAGUUAUAUUUUUUACGUUUGUUGCUCACUAAAAUAUGCUGCGAAAUGGCUUAAUUUUGCACCAAAUUUAAUGUGAUUAACCAAGACAGAAUGUAACCAGUAUUGUGUAUGGAAAUUAGUGAAUAGUUAUGCCAUGUUAAGUUUCUUAAAUGCUUCUAAAUGUACAUGUAGGAUUAAUGUUUAUACUUGGUAUAGAACUUCUUUUAUGUGAACAUAAAACAAAAACAAAUGGACACCUCAUAAACUGACACAAUCUGGUUUCAGUCAUUCAAUUGUAACCGCUUUCAGAGAUGAUGUGCAUAUUACUGCCAUUGCAAAAUGAGUAUUUGAAUUGUUUACAGUAUUUUUUUCUGCAGACGGAUAAAUUAUAAAUAUUGAAUAUUUGUGCAGAAUGAACUGACUAUUGUCAUGAACCUUUACUUCAAAUAUUACUGAAUAGGGUAAGCUAUCACCCUUCAAUACAAACCCUUGAUUUUUUGUAUUCUUGAUUUGUGUUCAGCAUUGACACCUUUCAUGGAUCAACUAUUAGAUUUUGAAAUGUACCUGCCCCUCCCAGUUUUUCUUCCAAAUGUCUGCUACAAAUGUGGACAUACGCGUACAUGUGGGAGUCAUUCGACAGUUGUCGUAAUUUAGGUUCAUGUAUUUACAUUGUAUCAUCAAGAUAAUGACAUUCAAACCUGAUGUGUUUUAAAUGUUUCUUCACAUGUGUCAAAGAUCAACAUGACAGGAUUCAGGGUUGUACUGUAGCAAUCUUUGAUCCACUGUCAUAUCUUAAAACUACAUUGUACGUAUGGUCUGACCUGCUUGCUUAUUUUAAUUUAAUUGGAAUGGUUGCCAUAGCAAUGUUACGAGUGGUGAGUUGGUAUUUUCGGGUUACAUAACAAUGAGUUUUGUAAGUUCAAAAGUCUGAAAAAUAUUUCAUUUGAGGAGUAACACAACCAGAUAGAGAAAGUUUCAUGAAAUAAUUUGCGCCUAAACUGGAACAUUUGAUUUAAUCUUCCCAACGGAUUUUUCCCUGAAGGUAGAAGUUAAGAGAUGAGAGAAGUACAUGUAUUUUGAAUGAAUACAUACAGUUUUAUUUUUGAUGAAAUGCAACUUUCAUUGUGAUCAAACCAAGUGAUUUCUGAUUUGUACAUUUAUUUUCUGAAACUUAGUUUUUGUUUUAAUCUUUUUUUAUUUUAACCUGGUCCCAACAAGUGUGUGUCUUAAAAUAGAUUAUACAAGAUUCUGAAUUACUGGAUAUUAGUAAUACAAUAUUUAUCUGGUGUUUUCUAUGAAAUGGUGUCUAACAUAUUGAAUGUUGAGAGUGACCAAUGGUAAGCUUUACCUACACGUACAUGUAUUUUUAAUUAAUGCAACAUGUUGUUCUGUUUAAAACAUGUUCAUUUUGACCGCUUACAUGUACCGGUAGGUCGCAUAGAGCUGUUGGCCCUGUUCAUACAUGUAAGUCAUCUGUCCACUGUGGUUAUCUGUCCUUUCUUGCAACCUGUCCCUAUUGCCCUGGCCACUUGGUCUUAGCAUUGUAACAAUAAAAAUUGUGACUACAUGUAGAAAGAUGCCUUGGUUGCAAUUUAGGGUUUACAUAAAAAGCUCUGAAGCUACCAUAGAAGCUUAGGUGAGUAAUGUAUGUCCCCUAUGGCCAUUGUUAAGAUAUGUGGGGGGGGUCCUCCCUUUGUGACCUUACAUGACCUGUCAUGACCCCCAGAGAGGUCUACCAGCCUCCCUUAUCAUCACUUCAUUUCUUGAUUUAAAGUCUGGGCAUGGUGUUGUAGAGAGUUUGUCUGGCCUAGACUUUAUAGCUGCGACAAAUGUAGUCAGUUUAGAUGUCCUUUGGGUAAAUUCUGGAAUAAACCACUAUACAGGUUUUUCAAGGGAGAAUAAAUGUUUGUAGAAAUUCUUGUUUUGGGGCAUUUUCUACAUUUCCUGUUUUUUUCUCAAAUAAGAUUGGGAAGUUUCAUGUCCUUGUAUUAUAAAAUGUAGAUGAAGGUGUAAUAUACGCAUGCUCUGGUUCUAAACACCUGUCUGAAUGACCAAUCUUCUCAUGUCAUCUGAUUUCUUCUGUACAUUUAGGAAAUACCAAGGAAAGGGAGGUUUGCUUUUGCUUGAAGUAAGGGUUGCAACACUCUUGCUCUGAGGUGCAUGCUGGGUCCCUUGCCAAGUGUGUGAGUGGUAGUCAAGAUUUUUGCCAGCGUGGGUGUUCAUUGCAGCUCAAAAUUGCGACAUGCAAGAAUAUUUUCUGAUACUUCAGUAUCAAGUAUGAUCUUAGAUGGAGGUAUAUGAAUCUGAUGGGAAAGGUGCAUUGUUGUAAAUUUCCAGGAAUUAUCAUACAAUAGCAGAAUCAAGGUCUGAACCUUUACAAUUCUGCUGUCUUGAUAGUUGAUCACCCCUCUCACAGUAAUGGUAUAGCCCACCUUCCAUCUUUUUUUAGCACCAUCAUAGGGACAUGGUUAGCACUCAUUGACGUUAGGUUCCCACAUCCUGUCAGGUACCAAGGGAUUGAAUUUACUUUCAGUGCAUGUCUUACUUUUUCUCUGUGGAAAAAAUGGUUUUCCUGAUUUUUUUUUUCAUAAAAACCCCUUUUCCUCUGAUAUGUCAUUUCCCCUCAAAUACUUUUUACAUUCCUAUUUCAAAAUUAAAAUUUCAAAAUGACAGUUCAUUGUUCUAACUUCAGAGGUUCCUAGAAAUAGGAAAUUAGCUAUUAAGAUCUUCGACUUGAAAGAGACAGACUGUUCCUCAAGAGAUGAAUCCCAUCUAUGUACAAGGAUAUUACUGUGGCAAGUUAUGACUCAGGACUGUGCUCUGUUUUAAGUGCCAGUUGGAUACAGAAAGAAGUAUUAUUUUGUAAAUUUUAUGUUUGAACUUUGAAGUUCAAACAUUUCAGCAAAUCUCUUGACUGUUUGUCUUGAAUUAAAUGGCAUCCACUCAUUGUUGGUCAAAGGAACGUAUGUUUGUGUAUGCCUCAGAAGUACGGCCAACAAAUUUGUUAAUAGAUUUAUUGAAUUAACUUUCUACCAUUAAAAUUCUCCAAUAGCAAGAGAUACAUGUUUCCUGUUUUGGAUCUUACAGCAUUAUUCUCAGGAUUGUGAUUGAGAUCUCCUGGUUUUAGACACUAGCCAGCUGUCCUCCACAGACUGAUAUGAAGUAAUGAAAUCUGUGCAAGGCAGGAUGAUUUCUGAUGCAUUUAUAAUGACCAUAGGCUGUGUGACACUCAUUUUAUGCUCCAGGUACAGAGACUUUGCCUUCCAGACAUUUAUAGUCUAAUGCCAAACCCCUUAGAUUCUGAGAGCUUGACUCUUUGUAUGCAGUUGUACUGACUAUCAUGACUUGUAAUCUUAGUCUUAUAUUAAGCCACAGUUAGACCCACUGAUGCCUGACCGUUCCCCAGGAGUCUGCACUUAGAGUUUUUCUAGGAGCCCUGCUGCAAGAUUCAGGCAGAUUUUCCCAUGGAAAUUCACUCCUAGUGCAUAAGUAAUGGCUGUGGGGCCUAUCAAUUUAUCCUUAGACUUGCUUCCAGCCCUACAUUCUGUUCAACAGGAUAAUUCUUGGAUAAAUUACCCAUGCACUUGUGGUAUGCAGUAUUUGACACACAUUCUGUGAGAGGGAAAACCAAGCAUAUUCGGGAGAAAAAGUAAAAAUGCACAUGUUCCGGACAGGUGCACAUGUUCAUGGAACUGGUAUUAAAAGUGCGUCAGGGGUCACAAAUGCCUUCCACCAGUCACUCAUCUAAUAAUGGACUAUUAUUUCGUUAACAUCCCAAAUGAUGGAUCGGUAAUACAUUACUCCUAAUUACCAUUUAUGAAAGCAUUCAUUAGAACCACCCACCUGUGGACUUUGGGUUUCCAUUCCCGCACUAAUAUUAAAGAAGUGUAGAGCUUGAUUUAAUAUUCUUAGGAAAGUAAGAAUUAUAAUUGUGUAGAAUGUUGGAACAGCAGACGAAAGUCACAGGAUAACUUGCUUCAUCAGUCUGGAUAAAGGUGUCUUUUGCUAUGGUCAUUAUGAAAAAUCAGUUUAAUUAAAUCAAGGCAUGUGUUUUUAGAUGACAUCUGUUAAACGCUGGAAUUAUAACCUUACCAUAUUCUUGUAUUUCUUGCUACAGUUUUGUGCUGGUUUUUUUUCAUUCUAUUUCCUGUAAAGUGCAUUGUUCUGUCUCUCAGUGACAUUUGAAAUAUACUUAAAAAAUUGCUGCACAUGUUUUGCAGUCAUUUAAAUUCUGACCAUCAGAUAGCCACACUUCACAUUUUAUUUUAGUUUUGGAUGUAAAUUCCCAUUUUUAUUAGAAACAGGAACUGUUACAUUUCCUUAAAUCUCAAUGUUUCAUUUUUUUUACAUCAACUUUUCCUACACUGAUGUCUACUUAUUUUUGCACAAAGAAUGUUGCCUCUCUCCGUUCAGCUUAAGGAGCAAGCAGGAGUAAUUAGAAGGCAGUGUAGUAUUCCUUUGGGCAAUGAAAUUCAUUCAUUUCCAUUUUGAUUGCAUUCUUGUGGUAGCUUGCUGUCAAUUUGACCCUAGAAACCCCCCCCCUUUCCCCCAGGAAAUAUAGACUUGUCUUCUAAUCUGAAUUCUUGAAGCUACUGUCCACAAAUAUUGUAUUUUUUGUUCUUAUUAGUGAGGUGACUUUCAAUUUUGCUAGUAACUGGUCAGGUAGUUGCAUUUAUUUUCGUUUGAUCUUCUCUCCUGGAUCCCAAAGAUUAAGAUAUUCAUAAUAUUUUCCUUCAUAUCUUAGCCUCUGAAUUUAUUUAUCAAGCUGCUUGUGGGAACAAGUUCUUUGGUGCUUAUUUCUCAGAAUCUAUGCUUGAUAAUGUUUCCAAAGAUAUGCAGAGAAAAAAGCAUAUUCAUUUCAUUACAGAGGCAUGGUGUGUUAUAGACAAAGGAGAUUUGAAUAUUGAAACUGUUGCACAUCAAGUAACAAUUGACAACUAACCACUUUUCAUUAUGACAUCAACCAACCAACUUGUUCCGUGAUUUCUGUGGUUGUGUUGACUGUUGUUGAAAGUGUGUUUAGGUCUCCAAGUAACAGAUCAUUUCUAGUCACGCAAAACACAGUUAUCAUUGAAUCUGAUCUGUUAAUUGUUGUGUUAUCAAGCCAGGCACUUAUUAUGUUGUUUGGCUUAACUGCAUUUUCAGGUAUGGUUAAUACAAUCAUCAAUUUGUAAAGACAAAACAGACACAAGACUGCACCCACCCUCGCAGUUUCUGGAAGAAUUUUUCUGAGCUGCCCUGGAUAUCAUAUUAAUACAGAAACGUUAUCAUUAGUUGUGAGCAAAGGACAGACAUAAGCGCUGCAUGAAAAGCUGGAAGGCAAUGCAGUGAAAGAGAUGAGAUGAGAAGGUUGCCUGGAGCAAAGUGUGACCUUUCCUUCUGUCUUCUCCAAUGCAGCUUGGCACUCUGCUGGGCUGCUUAUGGCUAGCAGCAUAACAUGCAUAUUAGCAGUCUUGCCUAAUCACGGCCUCAGCUGAACUGUCUCUCUUCAUAUCCCACUGUCAGGUGUGAUUCUCACGUACCACCGGACAUUGUUAAAUGCUUAUCAUGACAUGAAAGCUAGUCAGAAUGAGUUGUGGGAUUUUUCAUGUGCUAUCAGUCAUUUCUAUUUUCCUGUAAAUUUAUUUCCUAUUUUCUUGAAGUUAACAGAUAACUUACUUGAGAACCUCUAUGAAUGCAAAUUUACAUCUUGAUAUAUUUUCUGUACUGGAACUUUGGUGUUAUGUUUUGCUGGGAAAAUGAAAAGAAAUCCUGUCAUGCUUGUGCGCAAUUGAAAUAGUUUCUAUGGGUGACACAUCAGAACUUGGUUACUCAGCAAAAUGCAAUCCUUUGACAUGCAAGUAUUUGUUACGGCAGGUGCCAUGUGUAACAUCACUUCUUUCCCCUCUGACUUUCAAAGAAUCAUGAGCUCAUCUUUUAAAGUUCGCAUCUGGAAACAUGUCAGCCCAUUACCUUGGUUUUCUGAAUAUUAUUUCAGGGAACAACAACCAGAAAUCCUGUUCCUCCAUUUGCCCUUGAAAUUCUGACGCCCGACUUUGAUCGGGAAAAGCCAAGAAAUGUGUUCACCUAAAGUACACAGUCAGGUGAAUGUACGACUUGAGGGUGGCAUUUUCCUUUUACUCGUAUUUAAACAAUGCUGUAGUGUGAGUUCCAGUCUAUAUACCUGUAGUUAACAUGACUACAAGGCAAAUUAUUUACAUACAUGUAUGGUGGGACAUAUUAAUAUGGACUUUUGGAUAAGGUAGUUGUAAGGCAGCAAAUAAUGUUCAGCAAGUUAGAGUGCAUCUUUGCUCGGAAAAGUAAGCCUAUUCAAGAGAAGUUUUUCAGGCUGGCUUAUGAUAGCGUAGGUUUUUCCUGGAAAUAAUGUUUGGUGUUUUCUCUACACCAAUUGAUAGCAAGUAUAUUUCCUUCCUCUUUCCUGUAUGUGAAUGAAAAUGAGCAUGAAUCAGAAAUAACUAAAGAAAUGGGAGUCUUGGGUUACUUCAACAAGCACGACUUGCACUCAGAAAUGAGUGAACCAGUUGCUUUUAAUGUGAGCUUUACAGAAAUGACCACAGCUGCUUUUAGCAUUCCAGAAAUGACCACAGUGAACAGGUUACCUUUAAUCAGAAAUGACCACAGUGGACAGGUUAGUGUUACAAGCAUUGCAGAAAUGACCACAGUGAACAGAUGACCACAGUGAACAGGUUGUUGUGAAGUUUUGCUGUUAGCUUUUUGAGUUGAAAAUGUCCGGAUUAUUCCUGAGCAUUUACAACUGUCAGUGUGGGGUGUACGUUGUCAUGCAGUUGAUUUCUGUGCAUAUAUGUAGUUGAAAUUCACCCCACAGCUGGUCUCAUGUUGGAAUUCAAAAUGCCACUCAAAAUGUCAUGAAUAUAAAUAUUAUUGCUGCCUGUCAUUACCCAGCUAUUCAGUUACAUGUACAUAGGUGAGCAUUUAAUGUGCAGGUAAAGAGGUUAGAGUUUCUUGCCCCCCCCCAUUACAAAUAUGAUUAUGUGGAUUUGAUUCUGUUUUAUUGUACUUAAUAACGAGGCAUGUCACAGUUUUAGGUUUAGGAAAAAGCACAAAAAUUAAAAGUGUAAAGAAUACAAGUAAAUAUUCCAAAUGUCAUUUUCUUUUGUAAAAUUAAUUUGUGUAUUUUUACCCUUGUGGUACAAAUUUGUUUUUAAAGAAAGUUUUGCCUUCUUAAAACUAGCAUAAUUACGGUAACUUUGACCUGGAAACCUGAGAAAGAACAUUCCAAAAUGUUUAAAGACUUUCUUAAUCUUGGUCCGUGAUAUAAAUGUACAUGUAGAAGCAGCAAGCUUUAUUGUAGUUCAGUUUUCCACCUGUAAGUAAAGCUGGAAGGGAAUAUCUUUUGCUUUUUUGGGGGGGGGUAGGACUCCUUCACGAGAACAAGGAUGGAUCCGGGGGACCAACAGGCUUCACUGCCCUUUCUCAAAAGGAGAUAAUUUUUUUUUAAUAAUGAGAGUAAAUCAAUUGUUUCUAGUUUGAUUUAUUUCAAAUUCCCAUCCAAGAGGGUGUAAAAGCCCCAAUAUGUAGUCUCAUCCCUGAGAAAGGCUAGAAAAGGUUAAAUGAACAAAUUUCAUUUUUUAGGUCUCACCCCCAAAAAUACAAUGCUUUUGGAUCCUCCCUUGCAUGAGAAUUGUUUGAACUAGUUUUGCUGCUAGAUCAACCAAAAAUGUGGGUUACAAGCAUUCUGACUGGUUAUCGACUAUCCAAUCAGAGCUAGUCUGAAUAUGCAGAGACAGUCGGAGCUGAGAUUUACAUGUACGUGAUGUAUGUAAACCCAUCUAUUAUCUUUUCUGUGUUCAUUAAUCAAAUGAAUUUAAGACAGCCCAAGUACUGUUGCUAGUUAUUGGCAUGUAUUCCACAUUUUUUGAUUUUCAUUGUGAUGGAUUCAAGCUGGAGUCCUAGUAUAUGAGAUCUGAGCAGCAGAUUAGACUUCUGAUUACAUUGUACCUACAUUUAUCGUGUAUAUUUAGACCUUUUAAAUACUCUAGCAUUUUUCGUGCGGUUUCUUAACAGUGCCAGACUGUUACUCUUAUGUGUCCUGAUAAUAAUUGUUAACGAGACUGUUAUUUCUGUUCAGCCUUUUCCAUUGUCUUGUAAGCUUAUGAAACAUUAAAAACAUGGCUGCAACUUGGUAAGGAUCUGCAAAGGAAUUGAUGUAAACAGCACAUUAAGUAUGAAUCAUGUGAAGUAUAAGCUUCACUCUAAGAAAUCUGUAUAUGUCAUCUUGUAUUUUGUUAAUUUCUCGGCUUGAGCUAUGGUUUCUUAGGAAUUUUGUGAAUACAGUAAGCAUGCUUUGUUGACAUUUUUUUAAAUUCGUAACUGAAAAAUGAAAAUGAACAGAAAGCUGUAUGACUGAUUUUACUCACUGCAUGUAAAUAAUUAUAAAAAAUGUGUACAAAUGACAUGAUUUACUUAUUUUUUUUGUCAAAAUCAGGACCAGGAACAUGUAAUUUAGACAUAAGAAAAAACUUAUUUUCAUUGGAUCGCAAAAACUGAGAUUGUCACCAUAGCUGAUCAGUGUACAGUGUAUUGUAACAAACAAGAUAGUUUAAUAAAUGUUUAGUAAAGAGGAAGAGUUUAUUAUUAGUCAGGUUAAAAUGUACGAAGAAUGAAUUCUAGUUUUUUUGAGAAACUGGUAUAUUUUCAACUGAAUAACAACACACAAUGUCUCUUUUGCUACUGAUGUAUUCGACAGAGAUCACAUGACCAUGUCACGAUUGAUCAGGUGAUAAUGCUGGAGUGCUUUGUAUUGUCUUGUCACUGCACGACUGUAGUGUUAUAUCUCAUCAUAGUGUACAUUAGAGAAUAUGCUCAAUUUGUGUAUGUUUACUUGUACCAUUGGAAAAAGUAAUCAAUAAAAAGUGUGUCAUUGA